AACGCUGGUGCGGGCGGCUCGAGAUGCAGCGCUGCCGGGGACCCUGGGCCACCUGCCCGGAGCAGGAGGAGCCGGAAUGCAGCAUUCAAGAAAAGAUUGACUUUGAAAUCCGCAUGCGAGAGGGAAUCUGUAAACUGCUUGCAGUGAGCACCCAAAAAGAUCAAGUGCUGCAUGCAGUUAAAAACCUGAUGGUUUGCAAUGCUCGUGUUCUUGCCUACAAGACAGAACUACAGAAACAAAAAGAGGAACCAGUCACGUACGGAAUAGGAGGAAGGUGUUCAGAUGUUCGGACUAAAGAGCGUGCAGCAUGUAGAGGAAAGGUUGCCAUAUCAGAUAUUCGCAUACCAUUAAUGUGGAAAGGCUCUGAUCACUUCAACAACAAAGAAAGAUCACAGCGCUAUGCAAUUUUUUGCUUAUUCAAAAUGGGAGCUGAGGUUUUUGAUACAGACAUGGUUAUUGUGGAUAAAGCAAUAACUGAUAUCUGUUUUGAAAAUGUAACCAUAUUUGAUGAAGCGGGGCCAGACUUCCAAGUAAAGUUUGAAGUGUAUAGUUGCUGUACAGACCAAUCUCCAACUAUAACAAACACUCCUAAGAAGCUAGCCAAGAAGCUUAAGACAUCCAUUGGUAAAGCUACUGGAAAGAAAAUCAACUCUUUGCUAGAAGAAGACAACCCUGAAUCCUUUUCAUUCACUGAUCCAAUCAUACCUGGUGCAAAAUACAGUUUGCUGGCACAUACCACUUUGGGGUUGGAGAGUGCUGAGGACAAUUUCAGGACCCACAACCUUACCAUUACAGGAAAUGAGGAGUCGUCGUUCUGGUUACCCUUAUAUGGAAGCAUGUGUUGUCGUUUAGUUGCUCAGCCAUUCUGCAUGGCCAAGGAUGUGAUGACAGGAUUUCUUAAUCAGCAGCAAAUGGUAGGAAGCCUGACUAACUGGAGGAGGCUGUACUGUGUACUAAGAGGUGGUAAACUCUUUUGUUAUUAUACACCCGAAGAAAUUGAAGCUAACGUGGAGCCAGCUUUGACAGUUUCCAUCAACAAGGAAACCAGAAUCCGUGCUGUGGAUAAGGGCACCGAGAAAAGAAUUAAUAACUUUACUGUUAUCAACCCUGUGGAUGGAGAGGCUGUGACUCAACUUUUUGCAGCUGACAGCAGGGAAGAACUUCAUAAGUGGAUGGAAGCUUUCUGGCAGCAUUUCUACGAUCUUAGCCAGUGGAAACAUUGUUGUGAAGAAUUUAUGAAAAUUGAGAUUACGUCACCACGGAAACCACCUUUGUUCUUGACAAAAGAGGCAACCUCAGUCUACCAUGAUAUGAGUAUUGAUUCUCCAGUGAAACAUGAAGGUUUAACAGAUAUCAUGCAAAGGAAAAUUGAGGAGACUGAUGGAGAGUUCCUGAUUGGCCAGCAGAAGGAGUCUGUACCUUCUGUAUGGGCCCCAUUAUUUGAUGGUUCUCACCAGAUGCUUGUCCAGAAAAAUAUUGUGUUUCCAGAUGCAAAUAGUGAGAUAGUAAGUCCUAAUGAUGGCAAAGGAAAGAAAAGAAGAGCUCCACUUCCACCGUCUGAUAAGCUACCAUACAGCUCAAAAACUCAGAUGAACACAGAUCAGUUGGACAAGGAAAACUUGUGGAAGAAGCCUGCCAUUGCACGUAGGACCUCUUCUUCUUUUGAUGCCAAGUUAUCUUCCAUGAUGCAUCAGUUGCAGAGGCCCAUUGCUGCUCCUCGCAAACUGGUUCCUUGCAGGAAAAGCAGCUCAAUUGACAGUGAAAAUCCCCUCUCUUCAGUUAUUGAGACAGAGUCUGAAACCAAACCAGUGCCAGCUCCUAGACAGAAAUCCAUCAAAGAAAUACUAGACCCUAGAUCAUGGUUGCAGUCACAAGUGUAACAUUUAGUUUAUGAAAGUGACCAACAUAUAAAGUUUACUAGUAUUUGACAGUGACCUGAGUCUUUGAUAAGAACUGGGCCAUUACAACUAUUUUUAAUAUAUAUAAUUCUAAGCCCAUACUUUGUAUUGCAAUCUCAGCCCAGCUUGUCACUGUCAAGAUCUAAAGAAUUUCUCUAGUGAAGUAUAAAGGGUACUGUGGGUGGGUGGGUGGUAGAAGGGAACAUCUCCAAGAUGUUUAAACCUUUGUCCUUCUCCACACUACAUGCAAUAUCUGAAAUUUCUGUGCUACCCUUAAAGCAUGGUCAUGCUCUAAAAAGUAAUUCCAAGGUUUGUUUCAGUGUCUCCAUAUCAGAUGUGCUCAAUUUAUAAAUUAAGAAGUUUUUGAACAACUCUGCCAGCUCAGUCAGAGAUCUACGAGAUUUUUUUCUGGCUCGUACUGUCAGAAUUUUUUUUUUUUUUAUUAUUUUCAUUGCCCUUAAGUCUAUUGCCCUAGAUUUUUUUUUUUAUUCAUACUUUUAGCUUGUCUUGUAAAUUGCCUGCAAUUUAACUUCUAUUUAUAGCCAUCAACUUCUAUUUCCUUUCUAUUAUAUAUUGACUUUUUUAUUGCUGCUUUCACAUCCCCCUUUAAUCAGUUUUUUUAAUUAAGUAAACUGUGUGUGUGUGUGUGUGUGUGAGAGAGAGAGAGAGAGACAGGAAUUGUAGCAAUUUGGGCAUCUAGUAAAGUGUUUGUAAACUAUCUAGUACUUUUUUUCACAUUACUUUUGACAUUCUUCUUAAUCAAUUUUGUUCAUUUGCACUUAGGCAAACACUGCUUUUUAUUUCAGUGAUCAAUUCAUCUUUAUCUGUCAGAAUAAGGUCCAAUAUUUUUUUAAAAGAAAUUUGCAUCUAAUUGGUAAACUCCAAGGUCACUUUAGUACUGGCAGGAUGAGUCCUCCAGGAUUUAUUCCCCCAGGCUGUAAUCCCCCAUGGUAAGGUCAUUUUUUUUCUCUUCAGGUUGUAAAUGCUUACAUCCUGUUUUCUAGUCUGAUUUGGCCUGUAGCUUCCCUCAUGAUUAUUUAAUCUUGUGCUUUAUGAAUGAAAACAUUGAUGCAUAAACAUUCAAGAGCCUCUGCUUCCAUGUUGUCAAUUCUAAAACAGGGAAUGUUGUCUUUGGUGUAUAGCACCAACCCUCAUCAUCUUUCCAAUAUAGAUUUAGCCAGUGACUAAGGGUAUGUCUACACUUACCGUGGAUUGACGCUGUGGCAAUUGAUCCACCGGGGGUCGAUUUCGCAGGUCUAGUGUAGAGAGCGCAAUAAGUCAACCUAAGCUACGUCGACUCCAGCUACGUUAUUCAUGUAGCUGGAGUUGCGUAACUUAAGUCAACUUCACUCUGUAUCAUAGACCUGCCCUAACUUUCCAAUCUGUGAAUCCUCCCAUCAGGUUUCAGUAAUAACUAUGCAAUCUCAUUACUCCUAUUCAGACUAUUUUUACCAAACAAAGAUUUUUCCUCAUUCUUAGAGAGGCAGAAUCUCCUUGUUAUCAAGGACUCAAUGGUGGGUCAGAAUGACCUGCUUAUCAUAGAAGUGGGGUGGAAAAAGGAAGACAGAUGGAGAGAUUCUUAAAAAAAUGCAUAGGUAUUUAUUUCACCAUCAGUUGGCUUUAGUCACAUUUUCCUCAUAAGUUUUCAGGUCUUUGACUGUGCUCCAAGCAUGCCCAAAGUUGUUUCUCCCUCUUCCCCAUAUGAGGAAUUUAUAGUCUCUUUAAGGAGUCAAGUCCUGGCAUGUGUGCCCAAUGUCCCAAAUCCAGUAGCUUCAUUCCAGGUGCUUUUUUUUCUUCAUUUUGAUGGCACACUUUGACCUUAGAAAUAAAGCUAUUUCCAGGGAAUAAAGUUGUAAACAAAAUUUUUUGGUGCAGGAGAACAGCGGGGAGGGGAUGGAAAAUAACUUUAAACAAUGUUUUCGGGGGCUUACUUAUUAAGUUUUGUCCAUAAAAGAGAACAAACAUUUCAGUAAUACACCUGAAACAAAGUUUUUGCAACAUUACUAUAGUUAAAAAUCUAGAUAUGGAGAGGAAAUGUUUAUUUGUUCUUCUACAUCAGGGGUAGGCAACCUCUGGCACGUGUGCCAAAGGUGGCACGUGAACUAAUUUUCAGUGGCACUCUCACUGCCCAGGUCCUGGCCACUGGUCCGGGGGGCUCUGCAUUUUAAUUUAAUUUUAAAUGAAGCUUCUUAAACAUUUUAAAAACCUUAUUUACUUUACAUACAACAAUAGUUUAGUUAUAUAUUAUAGACUUAUAGAAAGAGACAUUUUAACAUUUUUAGAAGGUAUUACUGGCACGCGAAACCUUAAAUUAGAGUGACUAAAUGAAGACUCGGCACACCACUUCUGAAAGGUUGCUGACCCCUGUUCUACAUUAUGCAUGGUUACAUACUUGGUUACCAAUACCGAAAAAGCUGCAAAUUUCUCUUUAUCAUACAUACACUUGCUAGAAAUCUGACCUUCCUCUUUCUUCCCCCCUUGCUUUUUCUGAGUUUCACUUUUAAAUGUCUUGAUUGGUUAGAAUUGUAACAUGAAUGUUUGUUUACUUUUAUUGCUUUUUGGUUUUAAUAUGUUGUUCAAUACCUCAAACGCUCCAAUGGUCCUUUAAAAAUGCACUUAUAUUGUAUUUUUAAUUUCAGCAUUUUACUGAAGUUUGGUAAGGUACUUUUUAAGAUUUUUCGUCAGUUUAUUUCCCAAUAUGUGAAUAUAUGGUACAAAAUCCAUGCUGAAGCUUUUAUAACAGUAGUAUUCUGGGUUGGAAAAAUUGUAAUCUGCUUUCUUGUUUAUCUCUAUCUUCCAAGUUGUUUGUUGAGGAGUAAAGCAUGUAGCAGAGGGAUAGUAUUACUUAAGUUGUCUGAUACAUGAAUGAAUAUAAUGGAAUUCUCUUAAUUGGCACUUCCUGGUACUCAGAAGACUACGCCAGUUCAUUAAUCUUGUCAGUUAUGAGACUCAUAAUACAUUGUAAUGAUAUUUGCUUUUAUUUCAUGACUUGAACUAAAGAUAAGCAGUGUAGAAAGCAUUAAAAAAACCCAAGUCUUAUUUGAUUAACAUCCAUAACUGAACAGUAAAGCAACAUAAAAUAAAUAAAGGUCCACAAAAGAGGAAAUUUUUUAGCUAAUACAAAUUCACACAUUUAUUUCUGUGACUAGGUUUACUAGACAGCACCAGACAUGCAGCUUAUCCGCAGUCAUUGAAAUUCAUUAUCCUGUAUUUUUGGGCAGUCGAGCAGGGGUGCCAUCUAUCAGGGCGCCUGUUACAACUCAUUUGAAAACACUUGAACCUUUGUGUUUUAACGUAUUGCCAAAACAUUUUGAAUGUAGCACAAUGAAAAGAGAAAUGGGUGAGUUUUAUGCAUCUCAUUUGUCACUUAAUCAUAUUUGUAUUCUCAGCACUAAGUAUUUUUUUUCAGGACCUUUAGCUUCAUGCUUAGGCUAUGUCUACGCUAUGACACAGCUGCAGCACGAUAGAGUAGACAUUUCCUACAUCAACAGAAGGGGGUUUUCCAUCAUUGUAGGUAAUCCACCUCUCCGAGAGGCAGUACCCUAGGUCAACAGAAGAAUUCAUCCAUCCACCUAGCCAUGUCUACACCAGGGGAUUAGCUCAACCUAAUUACGGUGCUCAGGGCUUAAGAUUUUUCAUAGCCCUGUGUGACAUAGCAAGGUGUAGACCAGGCCUUAAAAAUUAAUCAGUUAGAGUUAAAGAACAACCUGGUACAGUUUUAUGUUAAUGCAAUUUUUAAAAAGUGUGUGGUUGAGACCUUGAGGACGGGUGCUGGAAAUAGUCCACAAGCCCUAUAUACUGUGAUCUACAAUUUAGAUGUCAAUGAAUGCACAACCUUUCAUUUUGUAGAAAUUUAGUAAAAGUGUUUCUUUAUUGUGAUGCUUGAACCACUGGCUAUGAGAAGAUUAAUACGGUAGUAAUCUCUUGUACUGUACAGAAUGUCCUAACUAUUUUAUGUGGUUUUUGUAUGUAGGUGGAGCUAAUUUUUGCAAUUGUAUCUUAGAUGUUAGCUUAACAUGUUUACAUUUUUACUUGUAUUGUGAUUUAAUUUCAUCUAUACUAAUUGUUUUAAUACUGAAUAGGUAUUUUAUUUUGAUUGAACAUAUUUGAAAUUACUGCUUUAGUGUUCAGUUGAUUUAUAAUCUAAUGUAAACUGCUUUAAUAGAAAAAUACAGAUUUGAAAAUUAAUGUAUUGUGAAAUGUUAGAGAAGGAUCUUAAUUGUUUGCUGCUAAAAUGUGGAUUGUUUGUAACUAGAACUGUACAUCAAAGAUAAAAACACAUCUGCA
Malaclemys terrapin pileata is the source of this 6185-nucleotide messenger RNA. RefSeq names its product rhotekin 2 (gene RTKN2). The coding region runs from base 24 to 1880 and encodes 618 amino acids. The record is from RefSeq and is a predicted model, not a curated record. The transcript has 12 exons. Gene Ontology annotation, biological process: positive regulation of cell population proliferation; signal transduction; hemopoiesis. Lineage: Eukaryota; Metazoa; Chordata; Testudines; Emydidae.